CAGCGGGCCCGACCAGGCUACGGACUUUCAGUCGGCGGCGCUCUCAGUCUGCUUUGGGAGGCUCUGCCUUGAGCGUUGAGCACGGUGGUAUACCGGCGAUACAUAUAUACACGCAAAACCCGCAAAAGAGAUCCCGGUAAGAUUUUCUUCCCCUCUCCGUAAGGCGGGUAAACUUCGGGCCGAGUUUUCACGAAAGUGCCAAAAAGUUCAAGUUUGUUUACAAAACCGCGUCGUACAGAUUCGUGGAGAGAAGAACGAAUCUGCCGAUCUACGCGCGCGCCAACGAUCGACGACGACGACGACGACGACGUAAACUCGAUAGUAGACACGCGGGGAGAAGACAAGUUACUCGCACAAGUUCGAUCCAGGAAGAGACAGACAAGAGCCGGUCGAUCUGUGCUGGGAAGAAUUCGAGAAACUGCGCACUCUCCGCAUCCGCGCGCGCGUUCGCUCGCUCACUGGUUUUUCUGUUUUUUUUUUUUUCCUUUCCUUUUGUUGUUACCGUAGCACGCCAAUUCCGAGACACACGUGUGUCGAUCGGAGGACGCCGCACUUGGUUUAUUAUACGCGUGGGUGCUUCCGAUGCGAGCUACGGCAUCGCGCAACGACGACGCACACGAUCGUGGUGGCAGUUUUGUUGUGUUCUAAGGAAAAAAGUUGUUCAACCAUCCCUCCCCCCCUUCCUCUUCUACCAGCCACACUGUCAACGGGACUCCUCGGGGACGCUGCGUCGCAUCGUUUCUUUUUUUUUCCGCGCCCGCUGCGAGGGACGAGAAGGAGGGAAGGAAGGUUCGGAAGGCGGACAACACGGGCUCCAGGUACAAAGUGUGUUUUUGUGCGACCGGGAGAACAUGUCGACUGCCGUCAUGAGUAACACCUCCAUGUUCGAGUGCGGCGAGCAUCUCUUUAAGAAUGCAGCCUCGGCUAAGGCGAAGGAGUCGUCAUCUCCGACGACGACGGGCGCCACGAAUGGCAGCACCGCCGGCGGCAACAACAUCGGCAACGGGCACGCGCCCCUGAAACGCAGCUACACUUCCCUGAUGAGCACAUUAAUCGAGCAACAUCGAAAGCUGGACCGUAGCGUGAGCGAGCCGACGUCGCGCUACAAGACGGAGCUCUGCCGGCCGUACGAGGAGAACGGCUCGUGUAAAUACGGCGAUAAAUGCCAGUUCGCGCAUGGCUACGGCGAGUUGCGCAACCUGGCGCGCCAUCCAAAGUACAAGACCGAGCUGUGCCGCACCUUCCACACGAUUGGCUUCUGCCCGUACGGGCCGCGCUGUCACUUCAUCCACAAUUUCGAGGAAGCGCGUAUACACAAUCAGAAGGUGAGCGCCCAACUGGGCUCGACGCAGCCCAACAUCGUCAACCUGAAUCCACUGAUGAGCGCGGCUGCCGCGGUGGCGUCGGCGGCCGGCAACGGCACCGCCGUCAACAAUAGCCCCACUACCAACAACGUCAGCGUCAACGUCAGCUUGCUCGAGCAACUCGCGUCGUCGCAUGCGGCCUUCACCGCAGCUACCGCUUCCACGUCGAACCUCAUGCGGACAAAUUCAUUGAGCCUCGGCAGUACCAGCGCGAAUGGUUUCAAUCAGCCGCCGCUGCUACGAACGUCGUCGCUGAGCCUGGCCACGAGUCAUCAUCAUCCGGUUCAUCAUCAUCAUCAUCAGGUGAACACCGUAAAUUCGGUAAUCGGGGCGACGAAGCCAAAACCGCUCAAUCUCAGCCCGACGUUCUCGCUCGGCAGCUCCGCCGAUUCGGUUUCCCCGUCAUCUAGCCUCAGUCAAUCGCCGACGAACUCCAUGGCGAGCUUUUUUAGCGACGACUGCAACCAGCAAACGGUUUCGUGCACAAAUCUACAAACGACGCCUUUUAGUUUUGGUCAAGACUUCAGUCUGCUCGCUUGCUCGAGACAAAGCCCGAGCCCACGCAAUAACGGCGUAUGCAGUCCCCUCACCUCCGACGAGGUAACACCCAGGACUCCCUCUCCGUUGUCACCUAACACGGAAUCCAGGUUGCCGGUAUUUAAUAGGAUCAGCAGCACUCUGAGCGACUUCGAUAACCUCAAGAUCUAGAGCGGUCGCCGCGCGAACCGUAAAGAAAAGAGACGAGAAUUUUUCGACGAAUCUUGCUUGGCAUAGGGGAAAAAAAAAAAGAAUUUUCACGUGAAUUGACUCGAAAUUUGGGCUUCUUCGCAGUAGAUUCUAUCGAUGGAAUUAACGUCUUUUUUCUUCUUUCACGCACGCGGUAGCGCGCCAUUUGCGUGAUGCGGUUUCCCUCAUCUGUAAUCGCUCGUUUUUCCUGAAAAACAUUUUAGGCACACGUCAGGUUUCAUUAUCCUACAUCUUUCCUUUUUUUAUAUAUUAUUAUAACCAUAAUCUUCAUAUAUAUAUCAUCGUACUAUUGUAAUAUAUUACUAUAUUACUACGUAUAUUAUCAUAUUAUUAGUGCAUAUUUAUCAUCUUAUUCUUUCUUUUUCGUCUUCUUUCUCAUAUUCUAUCGUUAGACGCAAAUGACUUUUUAGCAGAAAAGUGAGAUCACCCGGAAGUCUCAGUCCUCGUUCCGGCUCGAACAUGAAAAUGAUUGAAGGUAUAAGAAAAGAGGGAGGAGAGGGUUCUGUAUGGUUAGAUCAGCAGGUGGCAGAGGAUACCAAGCGCAAAUUUAUUCCGAAAUAUGACUUUCCUCCGAGCGAGUUGUUCAUUGAUCUCACUUGGUAGAUCCUCGUUACGCCUUCCGAUCGUCCCCCACGAAUCCGUACUCUAUUCAUGUCCGUCGCCUUCGUUCGUUGGAUUUUCGAGCCACGAACACAGCGGCGUCGUUAAAUCCGGGGCAGGUAAAAUGUUGCAAUAUCCAAAUAACAUAUACGAUUACAUAUACGUUUUGUCGAGUUUCUUCUCCGAAGGAGCAAGGGUGGGGAAAGUUGUCUCGAGAGUGAAAGGAGAGGCAAGAAUAACCACUCCAGCGAGCAAGCGAAAGAAUCAAAGAGAGAGAAAGAGCGAAUAGGAGAGGGAAGUAUAUGGCAGAGUGAAUGAGUGAGUGAAUGAAAGUGAGAGAGAGCGAGAGAGACACGUGAAGCCAAUUAAUGCACUGUAAACGGCGCCGUUUGCCGUAAAGCGGUUAUCAUAAAAUUACAUUUCUGGAUUGAACACGUUUUAUCGUGACUGCCGUUUUUAUCACAGUCGCUCCCAUUGGUCUGAAGAAAUAUUGGACGCAUCGCGAGAUCGAUUGGCGGCGCGAACACUCGUGACAAUAUGUUUCCUUUGUUUUAUAUUAUAUUUGCAUAAGGCAAAAAUGAUUCAGUUCUAUUAUUAAACACAUGUGUGACCCUGUUUUAAAACGAACGUUCAUGUUUUUGUUAAAACAAAAGAUUUUCUUUCUGACAAUUUUCAUAAAUUGACUGUAAAGCUAAGACUGUAGAGUAGUUUUAGAAUUAUUUUUUCUUUUUUUCUUUUGUUUUAUCAGUCAUGUGAAAAAUAAUCAGGUAGCAGUUACUUUUUCUCUUUAGAAAAAUUUCACACAGCGACGCCGUUUUCAGUGCGAUAACGCAAACAAAAAGUGAGUGCCUUUUGUAAACUUCGAUUGUCUUCCAUAUUACAAAGUAUAGGCUACACGGUAUGAAAGAUGGGAGAGAAUGAUAAUUCUGAAUGAGCGUGAGAGAAAGAGAGAGAAAGUUGAAAGGAAUCAGCUGGACAAUAAUGAGAGAAACUAGUGUGAUUGGGUGUAUGUUGCGUUUGGGCAGAAUAAGUGUACGAUAAAGUAGAUAUAUUUUACCUGUAUAUAUUUUAUAAGAUAUAUACAAAAUACAUACAGACCACAUAAACACACCGAGAAAGAAAAGCUACAUUUCAUGUGAUCGAAUUGUUCGGAACGCUUAUGCCAUUAUCUGACUGGCGUUCUCCUUCUCGGAUGGAAGAAAACACUUCUUUCUCGUCGCGAGGCUCGUUGACUUCUGCCUUUCAUUUUUGUUUAAUAUACACGUAUAUAUGUUACGUAUUUAAUGAUAUAUGUUGCAAUCAUGAUCGCGACGAGGAGAGAGAGAGAGACUCACUUCGGCGCGAACGACAGAGCUAUGGUGAUGCCGAUUUAUUUCGUAUGUAUUGCCCUUUCCCAACAAAAAAAAAAUGUGAUACCUGUAAUACUAUAUUAAAAAAAUAUGGUAACUAUUGCAUAUAGAAAUAUUUACUAUUAUAAAAAGUAUGCUAUAAUAAUAAUAAUGCAAAGAAUAACGGAGUGUGAGAGGAAAUGAUGAGAUCGAAUGAAAUAGAUGAAUGAACGAAGAGAGAAAAAGAAAGAAAAUAGCGUGAGAGGCGGAAGUCGGAACGCUCGCGCGGGCCGCGUGAUUUCUCGAAGAGACAUUUUUGAUAUUUGUUUGACACUUCGCUCAAGACACAGAUCUAAAAUUGAAAAAAAAAUCCCGCAUAUCUCGACGGGAAAACGCCGACCCCGCGUCGCUUCGACGUAAAUUAAUAACUUCAAAUAAUUACAAGCGCCUACAAACUGACGUGGUUUUCGAAAAUCGAUAUCAUUCUGUAUAUAAGCGCUACACUCUGAUGCUUAUAGCUGUUUUCGUUUAAUUUAUACUUGGAUUCAAUUUUGUUAUUAUAGAUUUACUUUAUUAUAUUAUUAUUAUUAUUAAUAUAAUUAUUUUUAUUAUUAUUAAUUAUUAACUAAUUAUUAUAAUUAUUACUUUAUAUCAUUAUAUUAUUAUUAUUAUUAUUAUUAUUAUUAUUAUUAUUAUUAUUAUUAUUCACUAGUAAUAUCACUCAUAAUCAGUGUCCCAAGCAAUGAGCUGUAGGUUCUGCCGCGAUUGCCUCUUUGUUUCUUCUUUUCUUUUUUCCCUAUAAAUAUAAACGCGAGUGCUUCCCUAUCCCGCCACAAGAUGCACCGAUCGUCACCGAUACACGAUCGUAUCGACAACAUUCUAAUAUAUUGCUAUUGCGUCAUUAUUAUAUUAUUAUUACUAUGUAUAUUAUUAUUUUCAUCGGUAAAUCUGUUCUAUUUAGCAGCAGUCAUUCCUCCUCGUCAGUCGAUUCCAUACCUCUUAUCGCCGUCGUCGCAGAAUAAAAAAAAAAGUACUAUUUAUAAUCAAUUGUAUAUAGUUUGUGCUAUAUAUAUAACUUCAAAAUUAUUAGUGGUUAUAUUGCAUACACUUUAUGACGAUUCGCAUUAUUAACGCUUUGACUGAUGGAAUUUAGUCACAAUUUUCAAAUUGACAUUUUAUUCUUUCUCCUUGCCGCUCGCGUUUUGGCCGCACAUAAAUAAGAAAUGUAACGUUACAGUAACUGAGUACUGUGAAUAAGAUAAUUCUGUACCUUCUGAUUUUAUUAUAUUGGGAUUUUUUUUCUUUGAGUGCUGCCAAGGUUUUUAUUAACAUUUUUUUUAUUUUAAAUAAUUUUAUUUAGAAUUAAAUUUAUAAAAAAAAAUCUUGGAACUUAGCAACACUCAAAACUAGGAUAUGGCCCUAUUAUAUUACAUUUCAGAAACACAGAAGGGAGGGGACAUUGUGCGUCUAAUUGUUGUAAGUUGCGCGCAUUCAAGCAGCUUAUGCCCAAAAUGCGAGCGGUAAUAAAAGGAUAAUGCGUGUUAUUGCGAAAAUCAGAAUAAAUCUUGCUAUUGCUUACAGGAACGAAACAUGAGGACUAAUUGGCUAAUUGAAAACGUUAUGAAUAACGAUUGCAUUUCAUCUCGUUUAUAAAUAUAAAAAAACUAAGGUAUAAUGUGAAAUUCAAGCGAUUAAAAAUUGAUGCACCGCGCGCGCUUAUUUUAUUUAUUUAAUAUAUUUAUUUAAAAAUAACUGUUAAUUAAAAAAAUAUUUAUUUUUGGACAUUUGUUAUAUUCAGAUUCUCAAUAUACAAUUAGUAUUAAAUGAUGAGUUUUUUUAGCUUGAAAAAUUUUCAACUUCUAACUAGAUUCUAAUAAGACAACGUAACGUCUAAAAUAAGAUUUUUUAAUUUAAACUUGAAAAACUGUUUACGUAAUAAAAUCAAAGAAAAACUUAAAAAUAGACCGGAAAAGAAAAAAGUUUUCAAGUUAAUUUUUAAGUUAUAAUUUUGAAAUCAGACGGUAACAUUUAGUUCUAAUUGCGCGAGGUAUACUAUUGCGAGUGUUAAAUUUUUUUUGCGCGAGGGAAAAUGCAAUUGAAACACUACUAAAAUAACGCCUUCGAUCCUCAUCGUUGUACCAGUCAUGCAAUUAGAAAUCGGGGACGGAAACAGAGAGAGGGAGUGAGACGAGGACAGACUGAGACAGACGCGAAGAGUGAAAGUCUCUCCUUACGCAGAGACAAGUUGCAAGACGCCCAGGUCUCGUAAGAGGAUCAAAGGGGUCAGGAAAAAGUACAGAAUAACUAUCUUAAUUAGAAAGAAAAAUUGCGAAUAUUCGACGUUGUCUGUUAUGGACAUUGUUGUCGGGAGUUGACAGAAGCGACGGCGGCAUCCCGAUUAAAGCACAACAGCUGACGUAUCGAUUGGAGUUCCGAAAAUGCGUUCCGAGACGCCGCAUUCGAUUCUAAUUGCCGAACGAAACGGAAAUUGCCGAUUCUUGACCCUUUACGUUCAUCUUCGAUUUUAGCUGGACCUGCGUAGAUUCUUUUUUACGGAAAUAAAUGUGCAUGCAAAUUUUUGUUUCCUUUUUUUGUGAAAAGCAAAAGUGUUUCUGUUUUCAUCACUAAGAUCGGCAUUUUCACAUUCAAGAAAUUCCUUUUUUUUUAUAAUAAAUUACAUUUUCAACUAUUUUAUUUAAAUUAUUGCAAGUUAAAUAUAUUAUUAUUAUUUUUGAAUUAUAAUUAUUUUUUUUCAGAGUUCAAUGUUUUUUAUUCUUCAUCAUAGUUCUUUUCUUGCGAAAUAAGAUUUGUUCGAUACGUCACUUAAAAAAGCUAGAGCCAAAUUUUUAGCUUAUUUUUGUUUCGAAAAGAAUGUCUCUCCUUUCGGAUUUCAUAAAUUUUUAUUUAUCUUAGAUUCACAUAAUAUUUAUCGAUAUGUUCAGUUCUUUUCUUCGAAGAAUUAUUAAACGCAAUUUAUACUCGUUUUCCGUGAAUUUUGUGGAUCUUAAAUGUAUUAACUUAUUAAUCCUUUGGUUGCCGUACAUACAUAUACGUUCAGUUAUUUAUUAAAAAAUUCCACGAUAAAAGCGAAUACAUAAUUUUAGGAAUAAGUAAUCGGUUCGAGUUUUUCUCGUUGUUAAUUUGUGAGAAUAUUAUUUUAUUUUAGUUAUUUAUAGGAAAAUAGAGUAAAUUUGAACAGUAUGUCGUACCUGUGCAUUUUCAUUUCGUCUAUUGCAAAUUUACAAAACUUUUUAUGUAUCGCAACUAAAGGGUUAAUGAUCGGACGCACCAAAUGAACUCCACGUGUAUCCAGUCAGUCUCGCGUUUAUCCUCCUAUAGACUUGACCUGCAUAUCAAAUAUCUAAUAUUCUCUUCUGCGCGUAAAUAUCUAAGAAUAAAAUAAUUAAAAUAACAAAUAAUUAUCUUACGUGUAUGUCUCUUUUUUAAUUUAAUAUAUUUAUUUUUUCAAUCAAGUAUUUAUAUAUUUAUAUACAAUAUUUUAUACUGCGCCUUCACAGAUUAGAUACAUGCUAAAGAUAAAAAAAAUGCGCGUUACGAUGUUAAUUAUGAAACAGGUCGAUCUCUUGGCUCUCAGAGGAAACCGAUAUAUCCUGCCUGUGCACACACAUACACACGCAUACACACACACAUACACGUAAUGCAUAUGUGUAUGUAUAUAUUAUAAAUAUAUGUAUGUACAUGCACAUACGCAUUCACCAACGUACACAUAUACGCGACAGACACCCCGCGUACGUUUUCGCGGCCCGUUUCUUCCUUUGUAACGCUUCCGAGUCCCUUUUCCGAUUUCCUUUCGUCGGCCAGCGCAUUUCGUUUCCCAGCGGAAAAAGAUAUUCGCCGGGAGGCACGGCGAGAGCGAAAAACAGAAAGGAAAGCGAAAGCUUUCCGCGUAUACUUAACGCCUUAAAUGUGAUACACGGCCAAUUAUCCUCGCGCACGGGAGAAAGGGAUUCUCUCGCGCGCAAGAUAUUCAGCUGUGAAAAGAAAAGUGUCUUCGGUGAUACAUACUAAAUAUAUAUUAUAGAUUUGUGCGACAAUCGAAAUGAAAUAACGGGAGCCAAUUGAUAGGCUGGCGGAAGUCGUUCGAGUACCACAGUGCAGAGACAGUGUUGCCGCUGUUCUCCGUCCUAUAUACCUUGAACUUGUCACGGUCGCCUUUUCCUUCUUCUUUUUUUUUUAAACUUUAUUUGAACGGUUUGAUUUGUUUGAGUCGUAAAUUCGUUUGACUUUAUGUAUACUUCCGUGAUAGGAAAUUGAUUUUAGAUGAACAAACGAUACUUUUGACAGAAUCAAGAACGAUUGGCGAUCGCGAUUGAAAGUUCUGCGAAAGAUAGGAUAGAUUCAUCUCUGAACAGGUAUUCUCGAACGGCUUCGGUCUAAUCCACAAAGGGACCACCUAACCAAUGAUAACCGUGAAAUGCGUUUAGAUUUUCGUUGUCACGUGGACUCGUGGGCUUAUGAAAAGAAUUGUGACGGGAAGAGGGAUCGGGAGUGCCGUUCGUCUCGAAGAGGGACCUCGGGUAAAAAAAAAGGGGGAGAAGAUAGUGUGUGUCGAUUCUUUGAUUUGAAUUUUUCAUUUGGUUCUAUUUCGGUUUUUCCACUUCGAGACCAUCAGCCGACUGUUUCCUCUCCCCGAUGAUCUUUUUUCUUUUGUUUUGUUAUACAAGAUAACACGCUUCGGUAUACACGGAGUAUACGGAGCUGAAGUCUCAUGUAAUACAAAAAACUGUAGUUUGAUAAGUAUUGCCACUAUCUAUUUAAUACAUUUUAUUAUUACAAAAUAA
Monomorium pharaonis (pharaoh ant) is the source of this 8841-nucleotide messenger RNA. RefSeq names its product putative E3 ubiquitin-protein ligase UNKL (gene Tis11). Bases 852 to 2072 code for a protein of 406 amino acids. The transcript is spliced from 2 exons. Lineage: Eukaryota; Metazoa; Arthropoda; Insecta; Hymenoptera; Formicidae. Gene Ontology annotation, molecular function: mRNA binding; metal ion binding. The record is from RefSeq and is a predicted model, not a curated record.